This is a messenger RNA of Triticum aestivum (bread wheat), 599 nucleotides long. Its product is annotated as protein RADIALIS-like 3. Lineage: Eukaryota; Viridiplantae; Streptophyta; Magnoliopsida; Poales; Poaceae. The coding region runs from base 111 to 377 and encodes 88 amino acids. The transcript has a single exon. The record is from RefSeq and is a predicted model, not a curated record. Gene Ontology annotation, molecular function: DNA-binding transcription factor activity.
ACCAGAGCUUCUCCAAGAGCAAAGGACUUCCAGGAGACCCCCCCACCCCAGCACACCAGACACAAGAAAGCCAGCGUUAGUUCGAGUAGAGCAUCACAUCUCACCUGAAGAUGUCUUCUGGGUCGUCGUCUCGGAGCAACUCGCCGAGCUCGGACUCGGAGUGGAGCAAGAAGGAGAACAAGAUGUUCGAGGAGGCGCUGGCCUACUACGGUGUGGGCGCCCCCAACCUCUGCGAGAAGGUGGCCAGCGCCAUGGGGGGCACCAAGUCCACUGAGGAGGUGCGCCGCCACUUCCAGUUCCUCGUCGACGACGUCAACAACAUCGAGCACGGUCGCAUCCCCUUCCCUAAGUACAAGACCCAAGGAUUCUGGACCUAGUAAAAGGUAUAGUUCUCAACAGACAUAGGAUACUCUGAUGUUAACAAAGUUUUCAGUUGAGCAUAAGCGUACCAGUUACUGCUGUAUUUGUCUGCUUCCUGAGAAAAGUAUGCUAGGCAUGACUUUGUCGUUAGCAUAAUAGAUGUUUUCUUAACGAGAAAGGUGCAACAGCUCCCGGGUGCCCCUACACCCUCACGAACAAUAAAUUUGUAAAAAAUUCAG